CCAGCCCUCAGUGCUGAAGAUCGAAGCGACGACAAUUUCGGCAGCAACUCAAGGCCCAGCCAUCCAGCCCAUCCCCAGGCCUAGCCGCAUCCCGAACCUAUCACUUCGAAUCCGCGACCCCCGCCAAGAUGCCUUCGGUCAAGAACCCCAACAAGCCGUCCAAGAACCGGCUGGCGGCCCGCGCCGCCAAGGUGCGCAAGACGGCACAGAAGAAGUCGGCCGAGGGCAAGCUGUCGCGCGUCGAGAAGGCCGCAACGAGGCGCGGCGCCAGGCCCGGCCUGCUGCCGACGAGUGGGCCUGGCGCGCCCGUCAGUGCAAAGAAGCAGCGCAAGCUGGACCGGAAGCUGAACCACGCCCUGAAGCGCAAGAUGGAGGCCGAGGGAGAGGUGGAGAUGAAGGAUAUUCCCGAGAAGAAGGCAUUCACCGCCGCUACCAAGGGCGAGGCCGCAAAAGCAGCCGAUGAUAUGGAGCUCGAUAUCUCAUGAGACGCUGGAGGGUGCAUCCGCGGAGGAGUUUAGCCGACAAACAGACAAAAGUCUGUCAUGACGGCUGUUCUCUUAUUUUCCAGUCGAGAGAGAGCUGGAAGAAGCUGGCUCAAGCUCAGUUCCCGGACACAGGCCUGGGCUUCAAAAACCCCGUCCAAAUGGAAGUCAUGAGCUUGCUCGUCACAACACUGCAGCUUAUAUACCCGAGCUUGGUGGGAGCAGCGACCCCUCGAGCGGAAGAAACGCUCGCACUGUUUGCGAGGGCGGCGCCAGCUGGCAAUGGGCAGCCAUGACGGUAUCCAUUGGCCACCACCAUUGUGCCAUGUCACUGAAGAGAUACCACGAACGCGGCGACUAUAUCAAGCAGAUACGCGCUUAAUUGACACUGUUCCUGAGUCGUCUUGGUGCAGGCUCUGUCCUCUCCGUUUGUUCUACGGU
This is a messenger RNA of Gaeumannomyces tritici R3-111a-1, 923 nucleotides long. RefSeq lists its product as hypothetical. Lineage: Eukaryota; Fungi; Ascomycota; Sordariomycetes; Magnaporthales; Magnaporthaceae. The record is from RefSeq and is a predicted model, not a curated record. The coding region runs from base 129 to 485 and encodes 118 amino acids. The transcript has 2 exons.